AGCUUCGGCUGCUCCUGCUUUCAACCUGGCAGGUGUUUGCUUUCUUUCCAGCACUCGCCCCGGAACACCAAGGACUGAGGAUACAUAAUUUUUUUUCUUUUCAAGCUUCAACAUGCGGAUUCACUUCUAGCAGCUGACACCUGGCCUUCUAGAGGGGGAAGCCAGGGCUAUUGGAAACAGCCCAGCACUUCUAUCCAGCGUACCUGUUUCGCGCCUACGAUUUCCGCACAGGGCCUGCUAUGUGGUACCCUCCAGGGCUUCUCUUGCUGUUCCAAGCUCUAACCCUCGGUCUCGCUGGCUCCCUCCCGGGGCAGCCUAAGGACCAGCAGGAUGAAGUGUUCCUGGAUGAGCCUGCUGCACACAGAUUCCUGGGCCGCAAGCUCCUUUAUAACCACUGGGAUUUCGAGCUGCUUUCCCCAGAUAGUCUGGAACGCGAAUGCAUAGAGGAAGUUUGCAACUACGAGGAGGCCCGUGAAGUCUUUGAGGACGACUUCAAAACAAAAGACUUCUGGGAGACCUACGCACACAAUGGGAGAGGAGGAGCAAGACAGCCGGGUGUGGAUGUAGCUGGUUUGAUAGCAGGUCUCAUAGCAGCAUUGGUCUCGACGGUCAUGUUUGUGAUUGUGGCUAUGUAUUGUUUCAAAUACCGAGUGAAGCAGAGGAACCGAUCCAGGACUCAGGAGAACAGCUACCCUGAGGUACCCCUAGCCUGUUUCACUGAGGCGCCAAAGCCAGAGACCGCACCCGGACUUCCAUCCUACGAGCAAGCGAUGGCAGCUUCAGGUGUGCACGACGCACCUCCCCCGCCUUACAACAGGAGCAGCACUAACACAGCCCCACCGACCUGAGUGGCCCAGGGCAGGAUCAUCAGUCCUGGAAGAGAUACAACCCCUUCACUCUCGACUAUUUGCACAGAAGACAUUACAUUUGCACAGGGAACCCAACUGUGGGGGGCACAUAUGUGAACAUGUGACAUUGAUGUGAGUGACUGAGCAUGUACGUUGGGAAUGGAUGGAAGGUAUGAAGAAAAUUAUCUGAUCAGAGUUUGUACAGUGGUGAAACUUGUCUGGGGGAAGCGUUCGUGUGCAACAGAGAAAACAAUGUCCGACAAAGCGGCACGCAUGAC
Molecule: messenger RNA, 1126 nt
Organism: Gekko japonicus
Lineage: Eukaryota; Metazoa; Chordata; Lepidosauria; Squamata; Gekkonidae
Gene: PRRG2
Product: proline rich Gla (G-carboxyglutamic acid) 2
Exons: 7
Coding region: 240-848 (202 amino acids)
Cellular component (GO): extracellular region
Molecular function (GO): calcium ion binding
Source: RefSeq, a predicted model, not a curated record